This is a messenger RNA of Penicillium antarcticum, 1257 nucleotides long. RefSeq lists its product as uncharacterized. The record is from RefSeq and is a predicted model, not a curated record. The coding region runs from base 1 to 1257 and encodes 418 amino acids. The transcript is spliced from 2 exons. NCBI's taxonomy places the organism in Eukaryota, Fungi, Ascomycota, Eurotiomycetes, Eurotiales, Aspergillaceae.
AUGGCGCGAGAACUCUUAAUUGUGGGUCGCACUCGCAAUCUGCGCGACAUCGAGUCCAACAAAGAAGAGAAGCCUUCCAACUGGCACGACUGGGUUCUGGUCUUCCUAUGGAGCUUUCUGGGCUAUAUGUUCAUCAUCUUGACGGUGCUGACCUACUUCAACCCCGGCUUCUUGCCAUUUGAUGUCACCUCAAUAUUGUUCCGAAAGGAGAUGUCUCCGUUCUUUGCGUUCUCACAGGGAUCGAGCCAUUACUCCAAACCCCAGGGUUUCAAAAUAAUUGCUCUGGUUCCGUUCACUGAUUAUGAACCUACGUCAAUCUUGGACUGCUAUCUGCAGAAAAACUUGGUUCAAAACAACGGAUUCCUUGAUCGGGUUGUCUUUGUGCCGCAGACCAAUGACGCCCUUAGCUUGGGAUGGCUGAAUUCGAUUGUCAACCAAACACCCGAAUAUGAUAUUUCUCCAGCUGGUCAGGAUAUGGAGUGGAAAUCCGCAAUGGACAAUGUGAUGUACAUCCGAAUUGACGGCGACACCGUCUUCCUCGAAGAUCACACCAUUUCAACAAUUGUCAAGACAAAACUCGACAAUCCUAGCUCUCUUAUGGUGUCAGCCAACGUCGUGAAUGAGGCAGCCCUCGCAUCGCUUCACAGCCACCCGGGCGUUGCAAUGCCAUAUCUCCCAGAGUUGUUCCACCACGUCGAUCAACUGUCUCUGUCAAAGCCUCAAAUGCAUCAAGAAUGGCGAGCAUCAAGUCUCCCACACUGGCAAGGUCCUAUGAAAUUCAAAGUCAACAAAGACUUUAAGCCACCUUUCAACGGACACCGCUGGUUGCUGCCUGCCGAUAAAAGCAUUGACCGAGAUCCCAUCUCCGCUUCCGUAUACACCGACACAGGCCCAACCCUAGAUGACUGGACCGUUGGUGCACAGCAGCACUAUUCAUUCUUACAUCACCUCGAAAACAAUGACCUGGGACUUUACAAGUUCCCAAUCUGGGUCGACCCCACAGAGCCCAUCAGCGAAAACUUUGGGUGCUUCUGGGGCAAUGAUGCGGUUGCUGUGCACCAUAUGUUCCGCCACAACAGCCAGACAACAGCUUCUCAUCCAAAGCCGGAUAGAUCUCGCCCGCAUGUCAUCAUUGAUGGCAAGGGUCUUGUUUCGCAUUAUUCUUCCCGUCAAGGUGUGGCUGGUCUGGAUACUACGGAUCUUCUGGCUCGUUAUCGAGCAUACGCAGAAGAGCGAGUGUGCUUGCGGACUGAGUAA